UAACUUACAUCAUUACAGUGCAUUAAGUAACGAAGUAACUCCUUUUAUUCUCUGUUGGAAUUUCUCUAUGCCAUAGGAAUACGAGAAAGGGGGUACCAUCAGGUACAGACAUGGCGGACGAGCCUACAAUGUCAGCUAGAUCAGCGUUCUUCCAGUCUCUGGUGAACGGUGAGACUGAAAACCUACCCGAUCAAGAAUCGAACACCGUGAGGAUCUUCCUGAGUUCUACUUUUACAGAUAUGAAAGAAGAAAGAAACAAAUUGAUGCAGGAAGUAUUUCCAGAGCUUCGACGGUAUUGUCAACAGAGGCAGCUUGAGUUUGAAGUGGUUGAUAUGAGAUGGGGUGUACGAGAUAGUGCCACAGCAGAUCACCUGACAUCGUUCCUAUGCCUUAAUGAAAUUGACAGGUGUAAACGUAUGUCUCAGGGACCUUACUUCGUGGGUUUUCUUGGAAACAAGUAUGGCUACCGACCAUUGAAAUCAACCAUUCAAUCACGGAUCUUUAAGAAGCUCAUGACAAUCAUAUCACAAAACGAUCGCAUAACCCAAGACGACAUCAAUCUUCUGAAGAUGUGGUAUGCAGAGGAUGCAAACGCCAUUCCUCCUGUAUACGCACUUCGACCUAUCACAGCACUUCUUCCACAUUUCCACAACAAGAGUGAACCAGACAAAGAGGGGCAGGCAAGGAGAACCUGGUGGGAAAUGUAUACCAAGAUGAGGAAUGUCUUUGACGAAUUUGCCAGAUCGUCAGCAGCGAGGGAAGUUUACAGCGAACAGGAAAUCCAUUCCUUCGUCAUGUCAGUUACGGAAGAGGAAAUAAGACAUGCCCUGAAAGACAACACAAACAUUCAAGAUACAUGUUUGUUCUUUAUACGAGAUUUUCAGAAUCUUGUUCCUUCUAGAGAAAAUAGAGGUUUAGUUGCAGACUAUGCUGACGUGGAAAUGAUAAAGGAUGGAGGUGAUGUCCAAUUCAACAGGUUUCCUCAAGAUAAACUCUCCACAUUGAAGGCAAAAUACAUUCCAAGUGUAGUCCCAUCUGAUUCAGUCAUGAAGUACAAUAUACCCUGGACCGAGAAGGGUUUAAACCCAACAGAUUGUAAGGAGCAUAUAGAGUAUCUGAACGACAUGUGCAAAGUCUUUGAAAAGCGGAUGAAGGAUAUGAUAGAGAAGAGCCUGCAGGAUCGAAAGAUGUUUACUAGAGAUUUACUCCAGAUAAACAUGUACAAAGAACUUCUACACCAUUCAUCCUUCUGUAAAAUCAAAUACAGCACAUUUCAAGGACGAGAGGAUUUGAUGGGUUCAAUCCAGGCUUGCCUUACAGCUAAUCUUGGAAGGCCAUUGGUUAUUCAUGGUGUGUCCGGAUCAGGAAAGACCUCUAUCAUGGCAAUGGUAGCCAAACACAGCAAAGAAUUCUUUGGAAGAAAUUGCGUGACAGUUCUACGAUUCCUUGGAACGUCAGUACAGACAUCUUCAAUACACAUGACCCUUCAAAGCAUAUGUAGACAGAUCUGCAUUGCAUAUGGAGUGGAGCAACCUGCAGAUGAUCACCUGGAUGAUUUCUCAGAAACAGUUCAGACAUUCAACAACUUGAUCAGAACAGUUCCAUCCAAAGAAAGGUCUCUUCUAUUACUCCUAGAUAGCAUUGACCAACUGGCUUCCAAUAAUAAUGCUCAUAUGAUGAACUGGUUACCCAAACACCUCCAUGAAAACACCCAUAUUGUUGUCUCCAUGCUUGAAGAAGAGCACCAAUGCCUUAAAAAUAUCAAAGUGGCUUUGAAGGAUAACAGAUGCUACAUUAAAAUGGACCCUUUGGAAAAAGAUAAUGGUCUUGCAAUCAUGAAGAGUUUGCUAAAGAGCAGAGACAGAACACUGACGCGUGAGCAAGUCGACAUUGUGACAGAUGCCUUCAUAAAAUGUCCUCAGCCCUUGUUCUUGAAACUGUUGUUUGAAGAAUUUGUGAGCUGGCCAUCUUUCAAGAAGAUAGAAGAGAUAAAUCUUCCUGGUAAUAUUUCUGAAGCUAUCUUGUCCUUGUUCAAAGAUCUAGAAGAUCGACAUGGAAGACUCUUUGUAGCCCAUGCUCUUGGUUAUCUGACAGCAGGAAAGAGUGGUCUGACAGAAGCAGAGAUAGAAGACGUCCUUUCGUGUGAUGACAAAGUCCUCAAUGAUGUCUAUCAGUACUGGGAUCCUCCUGAUGAAGACAUUGUUCGAAUUCCUCCAUCUCUGUGGAAGAGGUUACGUCUGGACAUCGACGAAUUCAUUACUGAACGUCAAGCAGGUGGAAAGACUGUGCUUGCUUGGUAUCACCGACAGUUCAUUGAAACUGCUCAGAAAAUGUAUCUUGGCGACCCUUAUACCAAUGUAGUUAGGCACCAGCUACUUGCUGACAUGUUUAGGGGAGAGUAUAGUGAUGGUGCUAUCAAACCAAUUACACUACAUGGUCGUAAGAAGGAAUUCAGAAAGGCUGAUCGCCAAGCAGCAGCUCAACCACUAAUGUUCGGAGACGAUGUUUUCAAUUUGCGCAAGUUGCAAGAACUUCCAUAUCACCUCAUGCAAUGUACACCUGUAGAUUGCUUUCCAAAUGGUUUGAUUAAGUACGUGAUGUACAACUAUGAAUGGAUUUUAGCCAAGUUGAGAGCUUUAAGUUUCAUAGAGCUUGUAGAUGACUUCAUGCAGUAUGAUGACGAGAGCGCUCUUCUGAUAGAUGCACUUUACCUCUCGGGGAGCAAUAUCAAGGAGGACCCGUUUGCAUUGGCAGGCCAGUUAAUUGGUCGAUUGACUGACUUCGUGGAUGUAUAUCCAAAUAUUGGAAGACUUCUUCAAGAAGCCAAGUCCUGGAUGCAAACAACUACUCUGUCUCUCAUAAUUCCCAGAGGUGCAUGUCUUAUCCCUCCUGGAGGGCAGUUAAAAGCAUCUCUUGCAGGUCAUCCAAAUAGAGUCGAGGCCAUUCGAUAUGCAUGUUCUGUAGGCAUGCUUGUAACCAUCUGUAACGAUAAUGAUGGACAACCAAUGGCAAAUGUAUGGGAUGAACCAAAGAUAGAACUCAUUCACACCCUCGAGAUAAAAGCUAAGCAAAAAGCUUCAGGUAAAUUGACACUCGUUCUGAGCCCUGAUGAGAAACAUGUUGUCUUUGGUUGUCAAGUGCUUGGUGUGUUCGCACUUUCUAGUGGGUCACUGGUUUGCAAGUUGGAAACUGGAAAGAACCAUGCUAUCAGCUCAUGCACGAUACAAGAAGAUGGGUGUCAUGCUGUAGCUGGUGCAGAAAAGGGCACAAAUGUGUACUUGUGGGAUUUGAGAAAUGGGCAACUCCUGAUGAGCUUGAAUCAUCCUGCAGCUGUUCAUUUUACCUUUUUCGAAGGCAAUUCUGAGAUUCUGUCCGUCUGUCAAGAUGGCCGUAUCAGACGAUGGUCAAUCGAUACCAAGGACUGCAUUCACUGUUUUGAGGUCCAUAGGGCUGGUGAUAUCAGGGAAGCAACUCGCUCAGCAAUGAAUAAGACCAUGAUCACGGGAAGUUACGAUGGAACUAUCAAGAUAUCAAGCUAUCUCCAUGAAGAACACAAUUCAAGCAUAACACUCAAAGCACACAAGAAAGCCAUAUCAUGCCUCUUGAUUUUGUCAGAAAACCGACUUGCUUCUGGUUCUGGAGACUCUGUUGUUUACAUCUGGGAUAUGGUGACAGGAAUGGCGAUAUUGUCCUUCAAAGGUCAUGUUGGGAUGAUCACAUCUCUAUGGUUUGGUGAAGCUGACCAGAGUGUUGCUGACUCACGAGAGAUUCUGGUAACUGGAUCAAAGGAUGAUUGCCUGAAUGUGUGGAGUCUGAACACUGACCACACUGAGAAUUCUCUCAUCACCUCCUUAGAAGGACAUUCAUCAUGGAUUACAGAUGUAACAGGAUCAAGCAGUCAGAAAAUAUACUCUGCAUCUAAUGAUAAAAGUGCUAAAGUAUGGGACUACAAACGAAAUACGGUGAUAAAAAGGGAGAGGCACAAAGAGCAUGCAUUUGGACUUGUCUUUGGACCUGACAAAUCAACAGUCAUUACGAGUGGACAAGAAGGUACUGUCAAGUUCUCAAGAUUCUCCGACUGCCAGGUGAUCCGCCAAGAAUCUGGGUUUGCAUACACUCUCUUGAUAAGCAGUGAUGGCAAGAAGCUCAUAGGUGGAAUGGUCGAUGAAGGCGUGGUCCGUGUAUGGGAUGUUGUUCAAUCAGAGGACAGGAAUAGUUCAUUCGAUCUUGAGGGUCAUGACAAGGAUGUUCUGUGUAUUAUCCAAGGUCAUGAUGACGAGAUCAUCACAGGGUCACUGGAUACAACGGUUAAACUGUGGUCACUGGAAUCAAAGUCAUGUCUGAAAACACUCGAAGGGCACAAAGGUUCUGUUGAAAUUGUGAAAGUGACGAAGCAAGAAGCAGACACUCUGAUCCUAUCAGCAGAUAGUAAGGGUAUGCUGAAUAUCUGGGAAUAUAAGACAGGAGAAUGUCUGCUAUCAGCUAAAGAGCACAGGACAUCAAUACGAUGUCUUUCUGUAUCCGAUGAUGGUAAAUAUGCGGUCACAGGAGGAAAUGACAAGAAGGCCCUACUCUGGUCAUUGGAUUCGUCUGACGGUUCUUUUGGUAAGGUGCUACAACGUUUGGCAGUACAUACAUCAGAGGUAACGUGUGCUAUCUUCAUGCACGAUGGUAGAAGGAUUAUCACAGCUUCACAUUCAGGAAGUAAACAGCUCUAUAUGUGGAAUAUAUCAGGAGAUGAAACAGACCAACAUUUCAUCUAUGGACAUUCCCACGCAAUCCUAGAUAUGCAUAUAUCAGCAAACGAUUGUUACUUGGUUACAGCAUCCCGUGACUGCACCGUCAAGGCUUGGCAUCUUCCAUCCCGACAGUUGAUGGCGUCCUUUGACUGCAAAUCAGCGAUAAAGCACAUAGAUGUGGUUUACAUCAAUGAAGAUCACUACCGUAUAGCAGGAGAAAACAAAACUGGAACUAUUCUCCUACUGGAUCUGUUUCUCCCAAAAGCAGACAGGUCUGAAGCCUACUAUCAAUCACAAGUAAUGUAAUGAAAUAUGUUCAUAGACCACCUUAUAUUAAUAUUUGUAUACAUAUAUAAUAUCUAAAAGCAUAUUAUGCUUUUAGAUUUCUGUGAUACAUUACAACAAAUUUAAUUAAAGGGAUGGUCCGGGCUGAAAGUAUUUAUAGCUUAAUAAAUAGAGUAGAAUUCACUGAGCAAAAUGCUGAAAAUUUCAUCGAAAUUGGAUAACAAAUAACAAAGUUAUUGAAUUUUAAAGUUUAACAAUAUUUUGUGAAAACAGUCGUCAUGAAUAUUCAGUAGGUGGACUGAUGAUGUCACAUCUCCACUUGUUCUUUUGUAUUUUAUUAUAUGAAAUUAGGUAUAUUCAAAUUUUUUCCUCCAAGAACUAGAAAAAUUGGAUUGACAACUGAUUUAGUGCAUUAGACAUUUAUUGCUGCAACUUAUUUCAUUAUAAGGGAGACAUAUUAUUCACACAAGUAUGAAAUAAUGAAAAAAUUAUGAUUUUAUGUAAUAACAUAAGAAAACGGAAAGUGGAGAUGUGACGUCAUCAGCCCACCUAAUGAAUAUUCAUGACGACUGUUUUCACAAAAUAUUGCUAAACUUUAAACUUCAAUAACUUUAUUAUUUGUUAGCCGAUUUUGAUGAAAUUUUCGGCAUUUUGCUCAGUGAAUUCUACUCUAUGUAUUAAGAUAAAAAUAUUUUCAGCCCGGACCACCCCUUUAAUGAUUGAUGGAACAAGAACAUCUUGAUCAUCUAUUCAUAUACUGUAUUCCUGUAAAUUAAAUGCAAACAAUAAAGGGUUACUGGAUCCAAAUUUAGAAAACAUGUUAUCAACAACAAUCGCAAGAAGUCUGUGUCAAAAAUAAUCAAAUGAUGUGGCUUUAGUAGAGGAAGUGAACAGAGAAGUUGUGAAACAGGACUCUUAUGCAUGUAAACACUCCAGGAUUGAAAAGAGAGAUGGUUGAUAAAAUGGAUAGUGAACUGAUGACAAUCUUGUUCAUGGGUCGUCCUAAGAUAAAAUGGUGCAUGAUAAUUUCAUCUUUCUCUUCAGUCAGAAGUCAGAGUAUGAAUGUUAGAAGCUUUAAUGCACCACUUUUUAAAAAAAUCCAGAAUCAAUGUGUUCAAACAUGAAGCUUAAUUAAAACUUACACCCGCUCUGAUACCAAAAUGGUGGCAAAAUUUGAAUGAAAAAAAGUGCCAUUACAUCCAGGGUUUUCUACAUAUUACAUAACUGAAUAGGAUUCAAAGUGGAGGUCUUAUGAAACCAGCUCUUUUCAGCUGAAAAGCAGCUUUAAUUACAUAUUUAUGAAAAGCAAUUACAUCUUAGCUUUUUUUAUCUAUGAUAUAAGGAUAUGAGUACAAUAUACAUAGGUAGUUAGAAACAAAAAGAUUUUUUUUUUCAAAAACCUUGCAUAUGACAAAAAGUAUUAGCCUGAAUAAAAUUCAGUUGUAGCAAGGUAAUAUUUAGUCAUACAAAUAUUAUUGUUCGUUGUAAACAUGAAUUAUUAAUAUACUUGUAGUAUACCUUUCUUGAUGUCACUCAUAUAUGGGUCAAGUCUAGAAAAUAAAAGAAAUACAACAGAUAUCAAUUUCACUUCUGAAUUUAAUUCAUUUCACAAAAUAUUAGAAUAGAUUUGGUUUACAAUAUCACAAUGAAGGUAACACAUCAUUUGAUCUUCUGACUCUUGCUCCUCCUCUAAUAUCUCUGGAGAUAUUAGGUGAGGGUUGUUAUAGGGUUUGCAGUUUAGAAUUAUGUGAGGAUUGGGAUUAAGGUUAAGGUCAAGUAGGUUAAUGUUUGGCUUAAUGUGUGAAUUAUCAAUGGGAGGUAUUGUCAUAAAAGCAAAUGUCACAGAACCCACAAUGAAACCAUGAAAGUCAUUAAUCAUCUAGUCAAUUUAUUAUUCUCAAUUGAUAUUCAAUAUGAUGAUGUGAUAACACUAGGAUUAAAUUGAUGAUUUAUAAAUAAAAGAAUGGAAUGUAAUAUGACAUCAAACACCUACACCAAUCAUUGUUUUUUAUUCAGUCAAAACCACAAAUGAAUAUUUUGAAUACAAAUACAAUUGUUCACACAAUAUCAUAGUAUAUUGAAAUAAGAAAAUACAUGAUAAAUAACUACAAAUAUCAAUUUGUCUGUUAUCUAUGUCUACAUAUAUACAGAUUAUAAUCCUGAUUGAUUAAUUCUAAGCAUCAAUAAAAAUGUGUUGUGACAAAGAUGAUGAUGAAUUUGUAUAGCAAAGCCACUGUAUAUUUCUACUGCACUUUGCUUACACUAAACACUUAAAAUGAUGAUGUACUUAAUUGCUUCCCAACAAAGAUGUGUCUUCAAUAAUGAUUUGAAUAAUAAUUAAGUAUUCUGGACUCAAUUUUGUUUAGAUGAUUUGUUAUAUCUGCAUGAUAUAUUCAUACCUGAGUAAUUUGUUUCUUUGUUUUGUUUUGUUCAUGCAUGUUAUAUUACUAUAAUUAUACCAGUGGGAAAAAAAAUCUUUGUAAUCAUGUUUAUGAAGACAAAAUAAAAUAUCUUGUACAUGUAAAAUAAUUAGCUUUAGAACUGAUUAUGUACAAAGUGUCAUGUUUGAGUGUGACCCUUUCCUUUGCAUCUUUGUAAUUUUUCAACAUUAAAACACAACUGCAUUACAGAAAUUAUCUUUUACUGCAUUUGUGGCUGCUUUGUACUGCACCCCUGUCCUUUUCAUUUUCAUAAUUACAUGUACAUGUAUUAUUAUAAUACAUGAGAUUUACAAGAAUUUACAAUUUCAAGAAGAUUUUAGCCUUUGACUCAUUGUAAAGCCAAAUUUGUAGUUGUUUGUUCAUUCUGACAUAUGUAUAAAAAUAUACAUAUUCCCUGUUAAAUUAUAUAUUUUCCAAGAUACAAGGCAAAAAUUUACAAGAAAAGACUUAAUCUUAUCUAAUUUUGACAGAGCUUGAUAUUAUCACUACUAUUGCACAAGAAAUAUUUUCCAUUAAGUUCAUGAAAGGAAAUGUUCAAAAUAUAUAAGAGAAUAAAAAAUCUAUGAAAUAUUUAAGUAGAAAACUACAUGUACUUGAAAGCAAGGUAGGUAAAUGAUUGCAAGGUUUUUAAAGAUCACAUUAUAUCACAAUAAAAUCCAUUAUAGAAUGCAAGUGAUGAAAUCCAACUUGUGAUUAUAGAGAUAUUUAUGAGUGCACUUGUUCAAUUUCUAUAAAUCUACAAUACAUUCAUACAUACUGUGAAUAAACAUUAGUAUGUACAAUGACAUGCACUGUACAUAUGACUCAUCAUUACCAGGAAGACAACUGAUACUGCCUACAUUGUGCUUUCCCUUUUUCAUAAUGCCCUUUAACGAUAAAAGGAAACAAGUGUCACGUCAAUCAAACUCUAUUUACAAAUAUAUAGCACUUAAUACUUUGUUUUCAGAGCUCUUUACACUGCAAUUAUUAUAUACAGUGAUACAUUUUUGUACAAUGAAAUGCUCUGUAUGUAUGACUCAUCAUUACCAGAAAGACAACUGAAACUGCGUACAUUGUAUUUGUCUUGUUUCAUAAUGCCCUUUAAGUACAAAAGGAAACAAGUGACAAGCUUAAGUCAAUUAAACUAUGUACAAGUAUCCAUAUUUUUGAUAUUCUACUUAAUGUGCUUUUCUUCUGGGCAAAAAUUAAUCCACUGAUACUCUUCCAGAGAAGAGAUAUGCUGGUCAAGAUGAGGUAUUUAAAUGAUAUCAGUAUAGACAAAAGACACAUUCUGAACUUUUAGAAAAAAUGUCACUUGUCACUUGCUAUGUUUUUGUUGUUAUAGGGGUGCAUGUUACAUGUAAGUAGGAAAUAUCACAGAGAUAACAUAGGUCCUUGAACAUGAUAUCAGAUACAAGUCCCAAGUACAGGAGAAUAACGAAACUAUUCGUUGUACAAGAGAUGUGGAAAACUCAAGGGUGGCACUCCACCUACAUAUUCAUACCAAUCUUCUAUUUUGAGAAGAUAGAAUGAUUUGAUAUGUUCAUAUUCAAAAGUAAUUCUUCACUGGAUUAUUUAAUUGCUAA
Molecule: messenger RNA, 9030 nt
Organism: Lytechinus pictus (painted urchin)
Lineage: Eukaryota; Metazoa; Echinodermata; Echinoidea; Temnopleuroida; Toxopneustidae
Product: NACHT domain- and WD repeat-containing protein 1-like
Exons: 13
Coding region: 111-5045 (1644 amino acids)
Molecular function (GO): protein binding
Source: RefSeq, a predicted model, not a curated record